AUGGUGGUUAGUAAAGAUAGAGUGAUAAGCAUGGACGGUGGUAAAGUCCCGCCUGUGAUUCCUGCCAACGGUGUACGUGGUAGGGAUGGUGGUAUACUGCCCGAUAAGCGGGUUGCAGCAAUCAAAAGACUCGACGAAGCUAACCAAGGAGAAGCCGAAUUCCUAGCAGAAGUAAAUACCAUUGGGAGGCUUAUCCACAUGAACUUGAUAGACAUCUGGGGAUACUGCGCAGAGGGAAAGCAUAGGCUUCUGGUGUACGAGUACAUGGAGCAUGGAUCCUUAGCAGAAAAGCUUACUUCUAACGAAUUUGAUUGGAAAAAGAGGUUUGAUAUUGCAGUGGGCACAGCGAAGGGCCUAGCUUAUUUGCAUGAAGAGUGCCUAGAAUGGGUUUUACAUUGUGAUGUAAAGCCUCAUAACAUAUUCUUGGACUCCAACUAUCAACCAAAGGUAGCAGAUUUUGGUCUGUCCAAACUACUGAAUACAGGUGGCCAUGAUCAUUCAAGCUUCUCAAAGAUGAGAGGAACUAGAGGUUAUAUGGCUCCUGAAUGGGUUUAUAAUCUUCCUAUCACCUCUAAAGUUGAUGUCUAUAGCUAUGGGAUUGUGGUGCUGGAAAUGGUUACUGGAAAGAGCCCCACAGGUACGCAGCAUAGCUCUAGUGGCGGAGGGGCGAAAGAGCAAACUAGAUUGGACACGGAGGUGAGGGAGAAGAUCAUGCAUGCUGAUGGUGAAGCUUCAAGGGUGGCUUUGCAAUGCGUUGCAGAAGACAAGGAUGAUAGGCCCACCAUGACCCAGGUUGUAGAGAUGCUUCGCUGCAACGAGAUCAACGGAUAUACUAAGUUAAUUGAGCUUUUUUUAUUUUUAUGCAGAUUGAUCAUUUGA
Carya illinoinensis is the source of this 879-nucleotide messenger RNA. RefSeq names its product putative receptor protein kinase ZmPK1. The coding region runs from base 1 to 879 and encodes 292 amino acids. The record is from RefSeq and is a predicted model, not a curated record. The transcript is spliced from 3 exons. Gene Ontology annotation, biological process: protein phosphorylation. Lineage: Eukaryota; Viridiplantae; Streptophyta; Magnoliopsida; Fagales; Juglandaceae. Gene Ontology annotation, molecular function: ATP binding; protein kinase activity.